Molecule: messenger RNA, 781 nt
Organism: Molossus molossus (Pallas's mastiff bat)
Lineage: Eukaryota; Metazoa; Chordata; Mammalia; Chiroptera; Molossidae
Gene: BAG1
Product: BAG cochaperone 1
Exons: 8
Coding region: 103-726 (207 amino acids)
Biological process (GO): protein stabilization
Cellular component (GO): cytoplasm; membrane; cytosol
Molecular function (GO): adenyl-nucleotide exchange factor activity; protein-folding chaperone binding
Source: RefSeq, a predicted model, not a curated record
CGGAGCGAAGAGGUGGCCCGGAGCGAAGAGGUGGCCCGGAGCGAAGAGGUGACCCAGAGCGAAGAGGUGGCCCUAAGCGAAGAGGUGGCCCAGAGUAAGGCAAUGGCGGCAGCUGGACUCAGCGUGACCGUCACCCACAGCAAUGAGAAACAUGACCUUCAUGUUACCCCACAACAGGGCAGUAGUGAACCAGUUGUCCAAGAUCUGGCCCAGGUUGUUGAAGAGGCCACAGGGGUCCCACUACCUUUUCAGAAACUCAUAUUUAAGGGAAAAUCUCUGAAGGAAAUGGAGAAGCCACUGUCUGCACUUGGAAUACAAAAUGGUUGCCGGGUCAUGUUAAUUGGGAAGAAGAACAGUCCAGAGGAAGAAGCUGAACUAAAGAAGUUGAAAGAUUUGGAGAAGUCUGUGGAGAGGAUAGCUGACCAACUGGAAGAGUUGAAUAAAGAGCUUACUGGAAUCCAGCAGGGUUUUCUGGCCAAGGAUUUGCAAGCUGAAGCCCUCUGCAAACUUGAUAGGAAAGUAAAAGCCACAAUCGAGCAGUUUAUGAAGAUCUUGGAGGAGAUUGACACACUAAUUCUGCCAGAAAAUUUCAAAGACAGUAGACUGAAAAGGAAGGGUUUGGUGAAAAGGGUUCAGGCAUUCCUAGCUGAGUGCGACACAGUGGAGCAGAACAUCUGCCAGGAGACAGAGCGGCUGCAGUCCACUAACUUGGCCCUGGCCGAAUGAGGGCUGCUGUGAAGAUGCGGUGAUAGAUGGGAAAAUAUUUUGCACAGUAUGAAAU